AUGUCAACACGCGCUGCGAGCAACAAUCGGGAGGUGAGGGAGACCGGCACCGGGGAACAGCCCGGAGCGAUAUGGAGUAGGGACACGGAUUCCUAUCUCCAGCUGCUGGCGUCACCCCUGGUGUCGCGAUCCCCAUCCCUGGUCCAGGAGGAUCCGGAGAAGGUCCCAGGCGUGGACCUGUCGGAGGAGGAGACGGUGGCCGAGGAGUCAGUAACGUAUGUCUCCCUAUCGUCGGAGAGUGAGGAGGACGACGGGGGUGAGACGGUCACCCCGGUGGUGUCCUUGGACGAGGACGAAGGAGGCCGUAUGGCCUACCGCAGCGUGCGGCGGGCGAUGCAGGGCCACGGGCGGAUCCGCCUAGAAGACGCGAUGCCAUUGGAAGAUCUGAAGGAUUUGCACGAGUUCGCGGACGCGCGAACGCCACGCUGCGACAGUUUGAACGGAUGGUGGUGGAGCGGAAGGCAGCCGCCGCCACACCCACCGGGUACCUGCAGCCACCGUUGCCACCGACACCACCGCUACCGUCGCAGCCACCGCCACAGAGACAGGAGCAGCGACAGGAGCAUCGUCUGCGUACUUGAGUACACGCAAAUGUUGUAUUACUAGGGAGCGGAGCAAGGUGGCACCCUUGUUGACCACCGGAUGUGACUUAAACGGGCACACCAAAAACAAAACCCAGCCAAGCGCUAUAUAAAGCGGGCGGCUGGCCUCAGAACAGAGAGUCGGUGGUCGGAGUCGACUAAGGUGGAAGUCACCAGCGAGCAGCAAGACAGCAAGAUCAGGACCAGGAUCAACAAGUGGUAACUAUUGGAGAGUAAGCUCAACCACUAAGUAUAUACCCCGCCCUAGCUGACUUCAGGGUCCUGCUUACGUCUAUACGUUGAUUUUAGGGUCGUGCUUACGUCUCUACGCUGACUUCAGGGUCCCAAAUAAUUCUCUACGCUGACUUCAGGAUCCCACAUAAUUCUCUACGCUGACUUCAGGGUCCCACAUAAUUCUCUACGCUGACCUCAGGGUCCCGCAUAAUU
Messenger RNA from Drosophila yakuba, 1028 nucleotides. RefSeq lists its product as uncharacterized. Lineage: Eukaryota; Metazoa; Arthropoda; Insecta; Diptera; Drosophilidae. Bases 1 to 606 code for a protein of 201 amino acids. The record is from RefSeq and is a predicted model, not a curated record. The transcript is spliced from 2 exons.